Molecule: messenger RNA, 3398 nt
Organism: Scomber scombrus (Atlantic mackerel)
Lineage: Eukaryota; Metazoa; Chordata; Actinopteri; Scombriformes; Scombridae
Product: ADP-ribosylation factor-binding protein GGA3-like
Exons: 17
Coding region: 4-2124 (706 amino acids)
Biological process (GO): vesicle-mediated transport; intracellular protein transport
Cellular component (GO): trans-Golgi network
Molecular function (GO): phosphatidylinositol binding; small GTPase binding; ubiquitin binding
Source: RefSeq, a predicted model, not a curated record
GCUAUGGCGUACCAGGAAGGGGAGUCGCUUGAAUCAUGGCUCAAUAAAGCCACCCAUCCGACAAACAGACAGGAGGACUGGGAGUACAUCAUAGGCUUCUGUGAUCAGAUCAACAAGGAACUGGAAGGUCCUCAGAUAGCCGUCACACUGCUCGUCCACAAAAUCCACUCACCACAAGAAUGGGAAGCACUUCAGGCUCUGACAGUAUUGGAGGCAUGUAUGAAGAACUGCGGGAGAAGGUUUCAUAAUGAGGUCGGAAAGUACAGAUUUUUGAACGAGCUGAUCAAAGUUGUGUCUCCAAAGUACAUGGGCGACAGUGCGCCUGAGAAGGUGAAGAUGAAGAUUGUAGAAAUGCUGUACAGCUGGACUGUUGCUUUUCCCAGUGAGGCCAAGAUCAGUGAAGCCUACCAGACACUGAGAAGACAAGGGCUUGUAACAUGUGACCCAGAGUUACCGCUGGACAGGACUCUGAUCCCAUCUCCUCCGACACGACCCAAACACCCUGUGUUUGACAAUGAGGACAUGGGCAAGCUGCUUGCUGAGCUUCUCCGGAGCAAAAAUCCAGAAGACCUCCAGGAAGCCAAUAGGUUGAUCAAAAACAUGGUGAAAGAGGAUGAGGCCCGCGUGCACAAGGUUUCGAAGCGUAUAAACACACUGGAGGAGGUAACCAUCAAUGUCAAGUUGCUGACUGAGAUGCUCUCCCAUUACAAUAAAGACAGCUCCUCUGACUCAGACAAGGAGAUCCUUAAGGAACUGUACCAGCGGUGUGACAAGCUGAGGCGUGCUGCUUUCAAAAUGGCCACUGAGGCCGAGGACAAUGACACCAGUUUAGGUGACAUCCUACAGGCCAAUGAUGACCUCUCCAAAGUCAUCAACUCCUAUAAGAAGAUUGUCGAGGGGCAGCCGAUCAAUGGUGACAGUGAAGAGCCUCAAUCCACAACUGAGAGCGACACCACAGACACACUGAUCGACCUCGCCGGCCUCGACACGCCUAGCCCUCCUCAACCUGCCGCCCCUCCCUCACUGUGCUCAAAUCCCAUCUCCACAAGUCUCACGGCUUCCCCCAUCCCUGUCCUGCCUCCUCCACCUAAACGCUUGGGCGGCUCCCACGGCAGUCAGGGCAGCAGCCCGAGUCACCUUCCCCUCGACAAGGCCUCCACUGCGCUCUCUCUCCUUGAUGAUGAGCUGCUGUCUCUAGGACUGAAUGACCCCCCUACCUCUCUGAGCAGCCAAUCAAAACCCAAGUUGAACGAAGUGUCCAAUCAGUGGAGCUCCAUGCAGCUUGCAGUCUCCUCAUCUCCUCUGCAGGCCCCGGCAUCAAAUGUGGAUAUGUUUGGGAGUGUAGCUUGUCCAGCUCCAGUGGUCCCCCCAGCUGAACCAGCCAUCGCCAUACACAGUCUCCAAAACCUACAAGACCUUGCUAUGAUGGGCUUUUCAGAUCCCAAGAGUUUGUCCAGUCAGAUGACGAUGGGAAGCAGCUUUGGGAUGCCUGCAGCAGCACCUCCUCUUGUGCCUGGGCAGGGCUCUCCCUCCUCAGCCUCUCUUCUCCAGGGCACAAUGACCGGCUCCCCUGCUCUGUCCCAAGCCAAGGCUCAGAGCCUGGGCUCAGCCCCAGGCAGCCCACUGUUCCGCUCUCUGUCCCCCUGCCACCCUCCCCUCCAGGGCAGCCCGGCCAGAACAACAGACAUCUCCCUGAGCAAUGUGAAUGUCCCUCUGGAGGCCAUCAGACCGAGUAAAGUGUUACCUGUGACGGCCUACGAUAAGGACGGUGUCAGGGUGCUGCUCAACUUUGCGUCUGACUGUCCCCCUGGCAGGCCUGACGUUUUGGUCAUGGUGGUGUCCACGCUCAACACAGCGCCACUCGCUGUUCACAAUGUGGUACUGCAAGCUGCUGUGCCUAAGUCCAUGAAGGUGAAGCUGCAGACUCCAUCAGGAACAGAACUGCCACCAUUUAACCCCCUCCUACCUCCAGCCUCCAUUACUCAGAUCAUGUUGCUGGCUAAUCCAUUAAAGGAGAAGGUGCGCCUACGCUACAAGCUGGAUUUCACAUUAGGAGUUCGCCCAUGUAACGAGGUCGGAGAGGUUGACCAGUUCCCCCCAUCAGAGACGUGGGGUCAUCUAUAGCAGCGUGUAGGUCUGCCACCACUCAGCAGGGACAGACCGGUUCGUACUCCAUGAAGGGGUGUGUGUAGUCAGCUGCAUCCCAGAGUGAGUUGCAGGGGGAGGCGGGAAACUUCAGCUGAGUCAUUACAGCAACAAUAACUUGACUUUUCAGCUUUACAUUCCUGAUUUUUUUUUUUUCAUUCUUAUUAUUUGCAAUGAUGCUAACAGCAGACACUAAAAGUUCUAUUUAUACAGUGGUUGUAUACUUUUCUGCAGAGAGCUAACAAACUAAAGACUGGCUUUAGACUGGCAUGAUGCGUUGCAGCAUAACAAAAUAUUUUAGGAUAAAUAAACCUCUUUUAUUUAUUCCUCUGGUUGAGCUUUUUACCCAGCCUACAGACAACAUACUUGAAUAUUUCCAGAGAUUUUGAAAUAUGUGGAUUCAUAAAGAUUUCUUAAGAUGGAGUUGAAGUGGAAAAUUUAAAUCUGUUAAAUUCAAAAAGUACUGUCAUGUAUUCAUUAAUGCAGGAAGAUAGUCGACUGUUUCAUGUGUUUAUUGCGUGACUGUUUUAGUCAUCAGGAUUUUUGUCAUGGUUACGUACACUAGCUAAUGUGGCCGUUUUAGAUUAGUGGACCAACAAUGUUGAAUAUUGUGCUGGUAAGGCAAGAAAGAUGGCACUUUAGGUGGUAAAUACCAAUUAUUGAUACUGAAUGUCUACUGAGUCCAACACUGGUUUUAUUUUGUGAUUGUUUUUUUCCCUUUUGAAAUGAAGUGUUGUGUCCACGUUGUCAGAAUUUCAGUUUUUAGUUAUAGUUUUCGUUCUGUAUUUUUUUUUAGUUAAUUCUUCCACUACUAUCAUUAUUUAGGGGUACUUUUGGUCAUAUUUAUUUUCUUUUUUUAGUAUUUCAGUGCAUCACUGAACCCAGAAAAUGUGACUUGAAAAAUCUGGAUUUAAAUUUGAUAGCUUGAAAGAGAAAUCUGUCAUCAGACAGGUUUCUUUCUUGCAGCAGUGGGAUGUGUGGAAAUCAGUCCACCUAGUCCUCCAUUCGGUCCCUUCUCCGGUAGUCCUCAACUUAUCGUCAUGUGGGAUGUACAGAAGUUUGUGUUAAAUGUACAUAGUAUGUAAUGUACCUAUCGUUUGUUGUAUGACAAGUUAUGUGAACAUGUGACGUACAGAUUUUGGGAGUGUUAGGUCUGUACAUACUGUAUGAUGUGCCAUUUGUUCGCUGCAUGAAGAAAUAAAUAUUUCUUUCAAUGGAUGUCAAUUAAACUCUUCAUAUACAGGAUUACUAAA